Molecule: messenger RNA, 882 nt
Organism: Penicilliopsis zonata CBS 506.65
Lineage: Eukaryota; Fungi; Ascomycota; Eurotiomycetes; Eurotiales; Aspergillaceae
Exons: 3
Coding region: 1-882 (293 amino acids)
Biological process (GO): mRNA splicing, via spliceosome
Cellular component (GO): cytoplasm; ASAP complex; nucleoplasm
Molecular function (GO): RNA binding
Source: RefSeq, a predicted model, not a curated record
AUGGCUACCCCAGCUGAUAUGAAACCAAGGAGCUCGAGUAGGACGCCUUCCGCAGAGCUACAAUCGGGACCACGCAAUGGUGACCAUGGAGGAAGCUGGACUCGAUCCAUGACUCCUCCCAACAGGAUGUCAUCGCGAAGCCGAAGUCGAGAGUCUCACUUGCGCAGAGGUAGAAGCAGUAGUCGAACACCUAGUCCUGCCAAUAACCCGAAAAGCGCUAAGGUGGUUGUUGAAAAAUUAACCAAGAACGUCACUGAAGCCCAUCUUCACGAAAUCUUCGGGAGCUUUGGAGAUAUCCAGUCCCUCGAAUUACCGAUGAACCGAGCCUUCAUAACAAACCGUGGUACAGCGUAUGUUUUAUACUAUGAUCCCGCGGACGCCGAAGCGGCUAUUGCGCACAUGCAUGAAGCUCAGCUUGACGGUGCUGUCUUGAAUGUGUCAAUAGUCCUACCCCGGCGGAACUUCUCACAUUCGCCUCCACGCUCUCGAUAUCCCAGAGGGAGCGAUAAGCGUCAGAGCUACGGUCCCACUACCGCGUCUGGCGGUCAUCCUUCUCGCCGUUCGCCGUCUCCGCGAAGAUCGCCACCCCAUCGGAGGCAUGGUGCUAGGACAUCGGAUAGACACGAUCUCUAUCGUCCGCAGUUCCAAUCGCGUUCCAGAUCAUCGCGCCGUUCGACAUCGUAUUCAUCGCGCUAUCCAUCAAGAUCCGCAUCACCGAGAAGAGAGAACAGAAGAACCAGUGAUUCACAAGUGGAUGCUCCUCGACGCACUCGACGCCGAAGCCCUAGCUAUAGUAGCUACAGUAGCCGAUCUGAUAGAAGUUUGAGUCGCAGCCGCAGCCGCAGCCGCAGCCUAAAUCGUCAUGGUAAUCGAAGAAGAUAG